Molecule: messenger RNA, 801 nt
Organism: Symbiodinium sp. CCMP2456
Lineage: Eukaryota; Dinophyceae; Suessiales; Symbiodiniaceae
Source: the annotation of a GenBank genome assembly
AUGCUGAUGUUCCUGCAACGCCGGUGGCAGCCGCGACAGCGACAUGCAGAGUCCAGGCGCUGGGGCAAGCAGCUAUGGUUUGACAUGGACAAGGGGCCGUCUCCGAUGUUCCAUCUCGGCAUGACUGGCAGCUUUCGCAUCAAGGGCAAGAAAGCCCUCGUCUACGUAAGGCAGAAGGAGGAGGAUCCCAACAACUGGCCACCAAAGUUCUGGAAGGUGGAGCUGCAGAUGGCAGAUGGCACCUGCUUUGCGAUGACCGACGCUCGUCGCUUCGGUCGGAUCCGGCUGUGCAAGGAGCCAUGGGAGCAUCCGCCUGUCUGUCACAUGGGUUUCGAUCCGCUGCUUGCCAUGCCGAAGCUGUCACGCUUCGCCGAGCAACUUGGGGGGAGAAGUGCCGACAUCAAGGCAGUGCUCCUGGAUCAGGGCUUUGCAGCUGGGGUCGGCAACUGGGUUGCUGAUGAGGUGUUGUUCCAGGCUGCAAUUCACCCGCAGGAACGCUGCUCCGACUUGGCACCAGCAGCUGUCGCCAAGUUGCACCGCAGCCUUCGUCUGGUGAUCUCGGUGGCCUGCAAAGCCGGAGCAGACGCCGCGAGGUAUCCAAGGACAUGGCUUUUCCACUAUCGCUGGGCGAAGGGAUCAAGCCAAGCUGUCGAUGGCAAAGGUCGGGAGAUCAAGUUUGUCACCUCCGGCGGACGGACAUCCGCCUAUGUCCCAGCACUUCAACGCCGUGCCUCAGCGAAGCAGCGUGAAAGGUCCCAAGCAUCAUCUGUUCGGCGCAGGCCUGCAGCCAAGAGAGGAUAA